Molecule: messenger RNA, 3357 nt
Organism: Elephantulus edwardii (Cape elephant shrew)
Lineage: Eukaryota; Metazoa; Chordata; Mammalia; Macroscelidea; Macroscelididae
Gene: ASAP1
Product: ArfGAP with SH3 domain, ankyrin repeat and PH domain 1
Exons: 28
Coding region: 19-3357 (1112 amino acids)
Biological process (GO): positive regulation of GTPase activity
Cellular component (GO): cytoplasm
Molecular function (GO): GTPase activator activity; protein binding
Source: RefSeq, a predicted model, not a curated record
UCUCGCCCUCCCGGCAGGAUGCCGGACCAGAUCUCCGUGUCCGAGUUCAUCGCCGAGACCACCGAGGACUACAACUCACCCACCACGUCCAGCUUCACCACGCGGCUGCACAACUGCAGGAACACCGUCACGCUGCUGGAGGAGGCUCUAGACCAAGAUAGAACAGCCCUACAGAAAGUCAAGAAGUCUGUAAAAGCAAUAUAUAAUUCUGGCCAAGAUCAUGUACAAAAUGAAGAAAACUAUGCACAAGUUCUUGAUAAGUUUGGGAGCAAUUUUUUAAGUCGUGACAACCCAGAUCUUGGCACUGCUUUCGUCAAGUUCUCCACACUCACGAAGGAACUGUCCACACUGCUGAAAAACCUGCUCCAGGGUCUGAGCCACAAUGUCAUCUUCACCUUGGAUUCCUUGUUAAAAGGAGACCUAAAGGGAGUCAAAGGAGAUCUCAAGAAGCCAUUUGACAAAGCGUGGAAAGAUUAUGAGACAAAGUUCACAAAAAUCGAGAAGGAGAAGAGAGAGCACGCCAAGCAGCACGGGAUGAUCCGUACGGAGAUCACGGGGGCUGAGAUCGCGGAGGAGAUGGAGAAGGAGAGGCGCCUCUUCCAGCUGCAAAUGUGUGAAUAUCUCAUUAAAGUUAAUGAAAUCAAGACCAAAAAAGGCGUGGACCUGCUGCAGAAUCUUAUCAAGUAUUAUCAUGCACAAUGCAAUUUCUUUCAAGAUGGCUUGAAAACAGCUGAUAAACUGAAACAGUACAUUGAAAAACUGGCUGCCGAUUUAUAUAAUAUAAAACAGACCCAAGAUGAAGAAAAGAAGCAGCUAACUGCCCUUCGAGACUUAAUAAAAUCCUCGCUUCAACUUGAUCAGAAGGAAGAUUCCCAGAGCCGGCAAGGCGGGUACAGCAUGCAUCAGCUGCAGGGCAACAAGGAGUACGGCAGCGAGAAGAAGGGGUACCUGCUGAAGAAGAGUGAUGGGAUCCGGAAAGUGUGGCAGAGAAGGAAGUGUGCCGUCAAGAAUGGGAUUCUGACCAUCUCGCACGCCACAUCCAACAGGCAGCCAGCUAAACUGAACCUCCUCACCUGCCAGGUGAAACCGAAUGCCGAAGACAAGAAGUCUUUUGACCUGAUAUCACAUAAUAGGACGUAUCACUUUCAGGCAGAAGAUGAGCAGGAUUAUGUAGCGUGGAUCUCAGUCCUGACCAACAGCAAGGAGGAGGCGCUCACCAUGGCCUUCCGGGGGGAGCAGAGCGCGGGCGAGAACAGCCUGGAGGACCUGACGAAGGCCAUCAUCGAGGACGUCCAGCGGCUGCCCGGGAACGACGUCUGCUGCGACUGCGGCUCCGCAGAACCUACCUGGCUUUCAACCAACUUGGGCAUUUUGACCUGUAUAGAAUGUUCCGGCAUCCACAGGGAGAUGGGGGUUCAUAUUUCUCGCAUUCAGUCUUUGGAACUAGACAAAUUAGGAACUUCUGAACUCUUGCUGGCCAAGAAUGUAGGAAACAAUAGUUUUAAUGAUAUUCUGGAAGCAAACUUACCCAGCCCCUCACCAAAGCCCACCCCUUCCAGUGACAUGACUGCACGGAAAGAGUACAUCACGGCCAAGUACGUGGACCACAGGUUCUCCAGGAAGACCUGCUCCACCGCGUCGGCUAAACUCGAAGACCUGCUCGAGGCCAUCAAGUCUAGGGACCUGCUUGCACUCAUUCAAGUCUACGCAGAGGGCGUGGAGCUCAUGGAGCCCCUGCUGGAGCCCGGACAGGAGCUGGGGGAGACUGCCCUGCAUCUUGCAGUCCGAACUGCAGAUCACACAUCUCUCCAUUUGGUUGACUUCCUUGUACAGAACUGCGGGAACCUGGACAAGCAGACCGCCGUGGGGAACACCGUGCUGCAUUACUGCAGUCUGUACGGGAAGCCCGAGUGUCUGAAGCUGGUUCUCCGGAGCAAGCCCACGGUGGAGAUCGUCAACCAGGCUGGAGAAACUGCCCUGGACAUAGCAAAGAGGCUGAAAGCGACUCAGUGCGAAGACUUGCUCUCCCAGGCUAAAUGCGGCAAGUUCAACCCACACGUCCACGUGGAAUACGAGUGGAAUCUGCGGCAGGAGGAGAUGGACGAGAGCGAUGACGACCUGGACGACAAACCGAGCCCCAUCAAGAAGGAGCGCUCCCCAAGGCCUCAGAGCUUCUGCCACUCGGCCAGCAUCUCCCCACAGGACAAGCUGGCCCUGCCGAGCUUCAGCACACCAAGGGACAGACAGCGGCUCUCCUACGGCGCCUUCACCAACCAGAUCUUCGCCUCCACGAGCACAGACUCCCCCACGUCCCCGACUUCAGAGGCCCCCCCACUGCCUCCUAGAAAUGCCGGGAAAGGUCCAACUGGCCCACCUUCAUCACUCCCUCUAAGCUCCCAGACCUCUAGUGGCAGCUCCACCCUGUCCAAGAAGAGGCCUCCUCCCCCACCACCCGGACACAAGAGAACCUUGUCUGACCCUCCCAGCCCACUACCUCACGGGCCCCCAAACAAAGGCGCAGUUCCUUGGGGCAACGACGUGGGCCCGUCCUCUUCAAGUAAGCCGGCCAGCAAGUUUGAGGGGCUCUCUCAGCAAGCCAGCACCAGUUCUGCAAAGACUGCCCUUGGUCCAAGAGUUCUUCCUAAACUACCUCAGAAAGUGGCCCUAAGGAAGACAGAAACCAUCCAUCACGUCUCCCUAGACAAAGGCAGCGUCCCGCCCGAAAUCUUCCAGAAAUCAUCCCAGGUGGCAGAUUUGCCCCAGAAGCCACCGCCUGGAGAUCUACCCCCUAAACCCACAGAACUGGCCCCCAAGCCCCAAAUUGGAGAGUUGCCACCUAAGCCGGGAGAACUGCCCCCCAAACCACAGCUGGGUGACCUGCCACCCAAACCCCAGCUCUCAGACUUACCUCCCAAGCCUCAGAUGAAGGACCUGCCCCCGAAGCCCCAGCUUGGAGACCUGCUGGCCAAAUCCCAGGCUGGGGAGGUGUCACCCAAGGCCCAGCAGCCAUCGGACGCCCCUCAGAAGUCACACCCUGCAGAUCUGUCCCCGAAUCUGCAGUCCAGAGACACCCUCCAAAAACAGGCCUCUGAAGACUCCAACGAGCUCACACCCACCCUGCCGGAGACCCCCGUCCCACUGCCCAGGAAGAUCAACACGGGGAAGAAUAAAGUGAGGCGCGUGAAGACCAUCUACGACUGCCAGGCAGACAAUGACGAUGAGCUGACAUUCCUCGAGGGGGAGGUGAUUGUCGUCACCGGGGAGGAGGACCAGGAGUGGUGGAUCGGGCACAUCGAAGGACAGCCUGAACGGAAGGGGGUCUUCCCCGUGUCCUUUGUGCACAUCCUGUCCGACUAG